AUGCGUAGCACAACGAAUAACCCUCUUGUUGUUGGACGUGUAAUAGGAGAUGUUCUGGAGCCCUUUUCAUGUUCUGUCCCUCUCAGAGUUGUCUACGACAACAACAAACAAGUCAUCAACAGUGGUGAGCUCAAACCCUCCCAAGUAAUCAACCAGCCAAAAGUUGAGGUUGGUGGAGAUGACCUCAGAACCCUUUACACUUUGGUCAUGGUGGACCCUGAUGCACCCAGCCCAAGACAAGAGAUAGUGAGCUAUGAAAGUCCACGACCAACGUCAGGAAUUCACCGUUUAAUAUUUGUGUUGUUUCGACAACCCUGUCGACAAUCCAUACAUGCUCCUGGGUGGCGCCAAAAUUUCAUCAGCAAAGAUUUUGCCGAGUAUUACAACCUUGGAUCACCGGUUGCUGCUGUGUAUUUCAAUUGCCAACGUCAAGGUGGUUCCGGUGUGAUACAUGAAACUAGAAAGAAGGACACGAUAAAAAAUAAGUCGAAGAUUAUGGAUAUAAACUAA
This is a messenger RNA of Sphenostylis stenocarpa, 510 nucleotides long. The record is from the annotation of a GenBank genome assembly. NCBI's taxonomy places the organism in Eukaryota, Viridiplantae, Streptophyta, Magnoliopsida, Fabales, Fabaceae.